UGAGAGGCGAGCGCUCGACAGCGGGACGCGCGAGCACCUACCGCUAGCAUUCGCAGCGUUUGAUACACGCAUUGAUCAUAAAUUGAUCGCUGCCGACGCUGCGGGGCCAGCGACGCACGAGCAGCAUAUAACAAAGCCAUCUCCAAAAGUGCUGCGGAGUGCAGCUGAGCCCGACGCUCGACGGUGCGCGCGGGAGAUCCCUCAGCAGUCGUAGCUGACACGCAUUGAUCAUCGCUCGAGUCGCUGUCGCAGUCCAGCGACGCACAAGCAGUUUCAGCCGAGCACGGGACGAUGGCCGACCUAGCAGCCUGGAACGACUCCGACGACGACGAACCUCGCAGGAAGAAGCCCCACGUCGACGAAGCUGUUUUAGAAAGGGAGGUCUUCGGCGCGGACGAGAGCGACGCCGAGAGCAACAACAUCUCAAAUGAAGACGCGCCUGCCUGGCAAGACGACGACGAUGAAGAUAUAAGGGUCGACCUGCGCAGCGCAUCGAGACUGAAGAAAUUACGCCAGGCGCCGACGGACCGCGUGCUCAAAGGUGCGGCUCUCGAGGAGCGCUUACGAGCGAGAUUCAAAGCAACGAAGGGCCCACAAGACUGGGCCACUUCAUCGAAAAAGCCGAACGCCCUGGCCCAGGCGGCCCAGGACGACGAGUCGGAUGACGACGACGGCGAUCUCAGAGUAGCAAGAGAGACGGACGCGAACGUGCGAGCGCCGUCGAAGUCGGCGAUUAGUGGUGUUGCGUUUCAUGCGUCGACGGAUCUUUUGGUUACCGGUGGCUUAGACAAAACUUUGCGGUUCUUCCGUAUUGAUGGUGAGGUGAAUGGCACGGCCGGUGCUUGUCACUUGGCCGACCUACCUAUAAGGUCUCUAGCCUGGCGGGCGCAAACCGAUAUAUGUAUUGUGAGUGGAAGGCGGCCCUUCUACUACGCGUAUGACGUCGCGUCUGAAAAAGCGACGAAGGUGCGGCUGCCUCCAAAGUCGAAGGACAAGUCCCUCGAGCGCUUCGCGCUGUCGGGUGACGGUGCAUCCCUAGCCUUCACGGCCCACGACGGCCGCAUCUUGUUGGCCGACGCGUCGCGAGGCCAGUGGCGUUCUUCGGAAUUGAAGGCGAGUGGUACGACGCGAGCCGUGUGUUUUUCUCACGAUAGUACGAAGCUCUACGCCUCAGGAGGCGACGCGCGCGUCCACGUCUGGGAUUUGAGGAGUUCUCGCUGCCUGGCGACGUGGGCCGACGAGGGGUCGUCUCCCACUUCUGCAUUGUUGUGUUGCGGCUCGAGGCUAUUCGUUGGUAGUGAGAGCGGCGUCGUCAACGCUUACAGUACAACAGUACCGCGAACGGCCUCCUUCUCCACUGAACAAGCGCCUUCACCAGAGAAAGCCGUCUCGUCGCUGACGACGCCCGUGUCCACAUUGGCGUGCUCCGAGACGCUAUGUCUGCUGGCGUCGAAGUGGGCCCGCGACGCGAUGCGGGUCGUGCGCCUCGGGAGCGACCUUAGGGUCGUGCCGAACUGGCCGACGGCGCGGACGCCGCUGCGCUACGUGACGGCGGCGGGCUUCAACUCCGGCGGCGAUUUAUUAGCCGUGGGCAACGACCGCGGGCGCGUGCUGCUGUACCGGUUGAAGAAUCCCUGACUAAC
Messenger RNA from Pelagomonas calceolata, 1643 nucleotides. Lineage: Eukaryota; Pelagophyceae; Pelagomonadales; Pelagomonadaceae. The record is from the annotation of a GenBank genome assembly.